Messenger RNA from Leptopilina heterotoma, 3788 nucleotides. RefSeq lists its product as uncharacterized. Bases 209 to 3583 code for a protein of 1124 amino acids. The transcript has 2 exons. Lineage: Eukaryota; Metazoa; Arthropoda; Insecta; Hymenoptera; Figitidae. The record is from RefSeq and is a predicted model, not a curated record.
UGAUAACCAUUUGCAGCGAAUGCAACAUGUAACAAAAGUUUAAUUUUCAUCAUAUGAAAAAGUAAUAUUUCGAUUUAAUUUUUAAAAACUAAAAUCGCAGUAACAAGUUACGGUUUUUUUAAAGUCAAAGGCGAGCAUCUACAGCAACCAGUGCAAAUAUUUCCAAUUCAACUGACAUCUGUGGAAGCAAAAAGGGAAGUUCCCAAAAAUGGAUGCCCUACAUUUGAGUAAUUCUCUAUCAACCGUUCAGGUUAUACCAAUUUUUCAUUACUUGAGCAUAGUUAGCGAUUUUCUAUUCCUCGAGAAUUAUCUACCAGAAGUAGAUCAGUACAAACCUAUUCCAGUGGUUAACGAACUUUAUCGUUAUUUCGAGGAGAAUCGUGCUAAUCAAAACAAGACGUUACUAUUAAUUCGAAAUUUACUAAAAGGCAGUGAUCUAUAUGGCGAGAAAGAAAAUGAAACACCUGACGAAAUAUUCAUUACAACAUUGUUUGACUACAUCAUCAGUUCUCUAGUGUUUGACAAAUACGGAAAUAUUUACGGUUUUCUAGCUGACAGUGUAAGUCAGGUAGAUAAUUUAAAAAUUAAUUCAGUUCUAGAGAGAAUAGAAAACAAUCUUAAGAUUGCAAUAUUCGAAAGUGAAUUUGGCGAUAUUUCGAUGCUCACCCCAUUAUCAGUGUCCCGAAUAUUUAGGGAAAUAAUUUUACCACUAUUUCCUCAACCUCGAAUUAAUAUGAAUGUACUGUCGUUUGAUUAUUUUUACGCACUAGCUGGAUCAACAUAUCUUCGACUUGGUAAUUUAAAUGAAACCUAUUAUUUAAAUUUUAAACAGUUUGAUUCGCAGACAACAACUAAUCGAAUUUCGUUUGACGAAUACGCGUCAAUAGGAUACAUAAUAGAAGAACUUUAUAACCAAAAAGUUGAUCUCGUAGCUUUAAAAACAUUUGCUCUUCCAGCAUUGUUCUACUAUGUUUCCAUAGAAAAUAAAAUUUAUAACGAAAAAAUAACAAACGUGAUAUUUAGUCCUCAACAUUGGGAGAAGGCGUACAGUGUUUUUUUCCAAUACCUCAAAAGUUCUUCCGAGGAAAUUGAAAGUCAAGUAGAAAAUGAUUACACCUAUAAAAUACAUCGAUCAUUUUCGAAUUUUAUUAGUCGGGCCAAAUAUGCGCAAUUAAUUUUGGAUUAUCGAUGCAGACAUUUAAAUGAUUAUCAACGAGAGUCAAAAAUCGAUAUUUAUAUCCACAAUGCGGAAUAUUAUAAAUGUAGAGGUGAUGAUUUUCUGCCAAACAUAAACGAUUGGUUCAUGGAGCAAAUUGAUGCCUUUGGUGAUCUGUACGAAAAAUACGAUUACGGAAUGAUGCAGGAAAUAUUUAACGAAUCAUCAAUAGAUCUUAGGGGCAUUGCAAUAAAUUUGAUAGUAACUAAUGACAAAGUGGAAAAUGAGGAUUUUAGCACAUCGCAACAUUUAUCGUACGAUUUACUUGAAUUUCAUAACAUUACUGCGAAUACCAUCGAGUAUUAUGCUAUUGUGCGGGAAAAUUACACAGUGACGCUAGUUAAAGAAUCCAAUGAUCCGGAAUAUUUCCAAAAAUUAAUAGGUCCCUCCAAAGAUAGGUUUACACACUCAUCGGAACGUAUUAUCCUAAAAAAUACCAAAGACAGUGCAGAAAAAUUUUGUCAAGAAAUAACAAAAUACAAAAAAGAGCGUUUUAUAUCCUACUUGAAUUAUUCUGACAAUAGUCCUAAAAAAAGUAAAUGGUGGAGAGAAUUCGGUUUCUCCUUCGUGCCCCUCUAUCCAUGUGUAUCGGACAUCAACGAUUAUGGCGAAUUGUCAACAAAAUUAUGCGAACAGGAAAAUAUUAAAUUUCUGACUAAAUAUCCCGAAGUCAUGUCAACAGAUCUCAUAAGCAAUUCUACAAAAAUUAUGCUUUCUUCGUUUGGUACAAGUAUUGAAUCCAUAUUCUUAAAGAAUUACCUAGCCUCCACUGUUAGAUCGCAAAAAGAAUUAAAACCCAUAACAACAAUAAAAUUUGAAAAACCAACUGAUGAAUUUUAUGAAAACUUAUCAUUGCAACUAGAAGAACCAAAGUACGAGAUUAUGUGGUUUUCCGAAGAUAAAAUAAGAUUUAUGAUAGAAAUUAUCGAUUACUUGACGUUGAGAAUUCAAAAAUCUUUUAAGUACGCCAAGAAUGCUCUUUAUAAAUUAUUACUGCUAAAAGGCACAUUUGUUAUCAAUAUUAAUGAUAAUGCAACUACUGGUAAAUUAAGUGAGCCUAUAUUUAUCAGAAGUUGGAAUGGUGUCACUGGUUAUGGAUACAAAUUUGCCCUUGUUGACGAUUACCACCAGCAGACAUCAUCAGCGUCAUUAAUAAGUGCUUACGGAUUUAAUGAAGUUCCCAAUUCUAUCAUACUUCUUCCAAAUUCAUUAUCAAGGAAAAUUGAGAUUAAAUUUAUAAAUAAGCAGAUUAAAUGUAACGCUGAUAAGCUAAUAUGUUCUAACCCGUCAACAAAUGCGAUUCAAAUUACAUUUCAAGGGAUUUGGAGUUCACACAAUGACGAUAACUGUACUACUGAUAUAGAUUUACAAGAAAAAUUGAAUUCUAGCAUUUGCUUAAGACAGAAGAAUUACAUUCAAAAGUUGAACGAUGAUGAGACAGUAUUAAAAGAUGUAUUAAAUAAUACAAAUGAAGAUCCGAUGCUUGAAGCUGAAAUACGGUCAAUAUUGAAAUGGUACGCAUUUCCAAAUAAAACAGCAUCAAUAUUUUUAUUUAAUUGGAUAAAAGAUAAACAGUUUGCAAAAUCAGUUUGGAGUCAGAUCUAUAUUCUUGACAAAACGGGUGUAUUGAAUCUCUUACUUUAUAAUAAAACCUUAGAUAACAGAUUUAUGACGAAAUUGGAAGCGGAAUCCAAAAUCAAUGCCACUUACACUUUUAGAGAACGAUCCAAAAUUGAAGAGGGAGAAAGCUUAGAAAAUAUACUGAAAAAUUAUCAACUUCGAAAAGAAGACUACUUUGUAACAUUUGAUGAUUAUUAUGCGAUAAGAAAUUUCAUCACAAUCGGAUACGAGAGAAUAAUGAGCGAUACCCAUGAGGCAAAAUUAAUGAAACUUGCUUUAUACAGAUUAGCACUAAGGCAGUCGAAUGAUUUUGAUGAGAAGAAUGAAAUGAAAUUGUACAUUUUUGAAUCAGUACGUGAAGAUGUUUUUCGAAAGAAAUUCAGGAAUUGGGGUAAAAAUUUUACAUCGCAAAAGUUUUUAAUUACAAUGGAUAGUGAAGAGGUUGCACUGAGAUUUGCUAAAAUUCCAUCAAUUGGAUUUAUCAACGUUUUGUAUGAAAUAAAUUUUCCCAGUUUUUAUUUGAGAGGAAUAGUUGAUGUUGAAGUUAAAAGGAACUUUAGAGAGAAGAGAAUUAUUAUUUUACCUGGUAAUAAAUUUCGUCUGAAUAUAAUUUUUUCAGUGUCCACUGUAAAAAUAGGUACAUAUUUUAAAGCUGUUUUAACUUCUAGAUCCAAGGGUGUUAGUAAGUACGGACUAUUUAAAAAUGUAAUGAGUCGAAUGGAAGAAAUCGGCCCAGUUGAAAUUUAGACUUUUUAAAUCUCUUUAUUUUUCAAAUUCUAAGACUUAGGGGAUAUAAAUAGAAGUCUUCAUUAUUAUAGCGUAACUAAUUAAUUAUUUGAUUAUAAUCUUGUUUUUUUCUGUUUCUUUAAUAUAAGUGCUUUGUGCGAAAGGGCGAUUUUCUUUUUGUAAGCCCCCGUUGAUUCUUAAAUAAAAUAAAUAAAAUUUAAAUUUA